AUGCAGGCGCUGGCUGGAGCCUUCGACCCCGACUUGCAGGGCUUCCGGCCUGGCACGGUGGUUCUGCACGCCCCGUCAGGCCCCGUGAGGUGGGACCUGUCCCGCAGGGUCCUGGACUGCUGGGCACAGGGCACGCUCUUCCACAACCUGUUCUCCUACGUCUUCCUCCUCUCAGCUGGGGAGCUGCGGGGGCUGGGGGAGCAGAGCCUAGGGGACCUGAUAGCCCGGGCCUGUCCAGACUACCAGGUCCCUGUGGCCAAGAUCCUGUCCCAGCCACAGCGGCUGCUGUUCGUGAUGGACGGGCUGGAGGAGCUGGGUGAGGGCUGGUGUGAGGAGCAUGCAGGGCUCUGCGUGGACGGCGGGGAGCGGCGCCCCGCGCCCGCCCUGGUGCACAGCCUGCUGCAGAGGGUGCUGCUCCCUGAGUGCUCGCUCCUCCUCACCACCACCAACGCGGGCAUCCAGCAGCUCAAGUGUGUGGUGGUGUCACCCCGAUACCUGGUGGUUGGGGGGCUAUCCAUGGAGAGUGGGACCGAGCCGGCUGACCAGACUCUCACUGGCCGCUACGCUGCCUUCCUGCUCCGCCGGCUGGCCCCGGGGAAGCUGGCCACCCUGCGGGUCCUGUGCAGCCUGGCCGUCCAUGGCCUGUGGGGCGAGAGGAGCCUGUUCCCUGGCCAGCAGCUGCAGGCCCAUGGGCUGCUGGAGGCCGAGGCAGAGGCCCUGGUGCACUCUGGCCUCCUCUCCAAGCAGGAGGGAGGCUACGCAUUCCUCCACUCCAGCUUCCUUGCCUUCUGCGCUGCCCUGUUCUACGCAGUAGAGGCGCUGGGGCCUCAGGGCCAGGGUCCCCAUGGCCGACUCAGGCCCAUGCUGGCCCCACAGCCUGGCCUGGCCUCGCUCCUGCCCUGGGUGAGGCGCUUCCUGUUUGGCUUCCUGAGCCCAGGCGUGGCCCGUGUCUUGGAGACCCAGCUGGGCAGCCCAGUCAGCCCAGCACUGCAGCCGCUUCUGCGGCGCUGGGUCUCGGGGCUUGGCGCUGCCCCGGCUGACGCCCUGGACGCCUUCCACCUCCUCUUCGAGACGCAGGACGCCGCAUUUGUGCGCAGGGCACUGAGCGGUGUCCAGCACGUGCGGCUCCCAAUUGGCAGUGGGGCGGACUUGCUGGUGUCCACCUUCUGCCUCCAGUCCUGCCUGGAGCUGCGCAGCCUCCACAUCAACAUCCGACAUCUCUUCUUGCCGGAUGAGCUGCCGGAGCCUAGCCUGGCCAGCCCCUGCGGGCCGGGGACCACGGUCAACUUGAGGGCACAGUGGGAGAACUUCUGCUCCAUGCUCAGCACCCACCACAGCCUGCUCCAGCUCCACCUGGGCAGCAGCGUCCUGAGCGAGUGGGCCACGAAGAUGCUGUGUGUACAGCUGAGGCGCCCAGCCUGCAGCCUGGAGGGGCUGAUACUGAAGGAUGCCGAGGUCUCCGGCCUGCGGCACCUGUGGCCGGUCCUUGCCACCCAGCGGAACUGGCGGCAGGUGGACCUGGCCAGCACCGCACUGUGCGACCGGGACCUGGAGUCUGCCCGCGAGGCCCUGAAGCACCCCCGCUGCUCACUGACUUCUCUGCGGCUGGAUUCCUGUGCGCUGAGCCUCGCGGGAGCCCGCACCCUGUCCCAGGCCCUCAGUCCCUGCACCAGCCUGACCUCACUCAGCCUGGCAAGAAACAAGCUGACGGCACAGACCCUGCAGCCCAUCUGUGACGCCUUGAGGAGCCCGCAGUGCUCCCUGAAGAGGUUGAUACUGGCCAGCUGUGGCCUUACAGACGCCGCCUGCCGGCUGCUGGCCUUGACGCUCAUGAGCAACUGCAGCCUGACGCACCUGUGCCUGGCAGACAACGCGCUGGGCACUGACGGGCUGCACCCCUUGUGCCGCCCGCUGCGGCUGCCCGGCAGCACGCUCCAGCGGCUUGUACUGAACCGCUGUCACCUGGACGUGACCAGCUGCGGGCUCCUGAUGUUGGCACUGAUGAGCAACUCCAGCCUGACGCACCUGAGCCUGUGUGCAAACCCCCUGGGGGAUGGCGGGCUACGGCUGCUGUGUGAGGCCCUCCAAGUGCCAGUCUGCCGCAUCCAGGACCUGGAGCUGGCAAGCUGCAGCCUCACCCAGGCCUCCGGCCUGCACCUGGCCUGCGUGCUGGCCCAAAGCCAGCAGUUGCAGAGCCUAGACCUCACCGCCAAUGCCCUGGGGGACCUCGGGGUGGCCAAGCUGUGCAAGGGGCUGAAGCAGGAGUACGGAUCCCUGCGGAGACUCGGUUUGGAGGCGUGUGGUCUGACCUCGGAGUGCUGUGCUGUGCUGUCGUCCACCUUGUCCUACAACCGGUACCUGACUAGCCUGAACCUGCUGCGCAAUGACUUCAGCCCCUCGGGGGUGGCCACACUCUGCUCUGCCUUUGCACACCCCUCCUGUGGCCUGCACGUGAUUGGCUUGUGGAAGCAGCAGUACCCCCCUCCGGUCAGAAAGCUGCUGGAGGAGACACAGCAGCAAAAACCCCAAUUGACCAUCAGGGAUGACUGGUAUUCCCUUGAGGAAGACGACCGGUACUGGUGGAAAAACUGAAGGCUUGGAGACACACACACACACACACACACACACACACACACACACACACACACACACACACACACAC
This is a messenger RNA of Dipodomys spectabilis (banner-tailed kangaroo rat), 2662 nucleotides long. It is a transcript of the gene Nlrp5, whose product is annotated as NLR family pyrin domain containing 5. Gene Ontology annotation, biological process: regulation of inflammatory response. Gene Ontology annotation, molecular function: protein binding. Lineage: Eukaryota; Metazoa; Chordata; Mammalia; Rodentia; Heteromyidae. The coding region runs from base 1 to 2592 and encodes 863 amino acids. The transcript is spliced from 9 exons. Gene Ontology annotation, cellular component: mitochondrion; subcortical maternal complex; cytosol. The record is from RefSeq and is a predicted model, not a curated record.